Molecule: messenger RNA, 483 nt
Organism: Cygnus atratus (black swan)
Lineage: Eukaryota; Metazoa; Chordata; Aves; Anseriformes; Anatidae
Product: leukocyte cell-derived chemotaxin-2-like
Exons: 4
Coding region: 28-483 (151 amino acids)
Source: RefSeq, a predicted model, not a curated record
AAAGCAGAGCUCUCGAGGUACAUCAAGAUGCACGGAGUCACAGCACUCAUCCUUCUGAUCGCCAUCUCCAGUGUUGCUGCAGGCCAAUGGGGGAAAAUCUGCGCAGGUCAACCCUCCAACAAAAUCCGAGGCUGUGACAGCCAUGGCUGCGGCCACUACAACGCCCCCAGGGGAGGCAAGAAGCACAAAGGGGUGGACGUGGUGUGCACAGACGGCUCGGCGGUGUACGCGCCCUUCGCAGGGAAGAUCGACAGACAGGCCAAGCCCUACGGGAACGGCAACGCCAUCGACAACGGCAUCCAGCUGUCAGGAGCAGGAUUCUGCAUUAAGAUGUUUUACAUCAAACCCGUCAAGUACAGCGGCACCAUCAAAAAGGGAGAGAAAAUCGGCGUCCUGCUGCCCAUGCAGAGUGUCUACCAAGGGAUCACGUCCCACGUCCACAUCCAGAACUGCGACUUAACAAACCCCACUCCCAACCUGUAA